AACGACUGCGGGGGGCGCCCGCGAGCCACUACCGUAAUGCCAGCGCGCGGACGCCCAGGAGCCUCUACCGUAAGGACUCCGCCCGGGCGCCGCAGCGCUGCCCCGGGUGCAGGGAGCCGACGCCGGUGUCCCGACUGCCCUCGGGCCGCCCCGUAAGGACUCCGUGCGGCCACCUCCCCCUCCCGUAAUGAUCCCCGCCGGCGCUCGUGCGCAGGCGCAGGAACCGUUUUCAGUCCGCGGAAGCCUCGGGCGUUCGCAUUCGGGUGGGAAGCUUGAGAUGGAAUCAAGUGCCCAGUAAACACCUUCAAGAUGACUGACAUCCCUUGCUCCUCCCACUCGGGCCACUCUGAUCACCGUUCCUACUCCUCUUCCAAAUCAUCCCAGUUCCCCCCCGAGAUAGUUCAACCUGUAAUUGUCGUUCAUGGCGGAGGAGCGGGCUCCAUCUCCAAAGAACGUUCAGAAAGAGUGCGUCACGGCGUGACCAAAGCCGCUUUGCUGGGCUACCACAUUCUGAAAGAUGGCGGGAGCGCCGUUGACGCUGUCGAGGGGGCUGUGGUGGCUUUAGAGGAUGACCCCGAAUUCAAUGCAGGUCAUGGAUCUGUCUUGAAUGAGGAUGGCCAAAUUGAAAUGGAUGCUAGUAUCAUGGAUGGAAAAAGUCUGAACUCGGGAGCUGUGUCUUCAAUUAAGAGCAUCGCAAAUCCCAUUAAAGUCGCCCGCCUUGUUAUGGAAAAGACAAAUCACUCAUUCUUGACUGAUCGAGGUGCAACAUGUUUUGCUAAGAGCAUGGGGAUUCCAAUCAUUCCUUGUGAAAAACUAGUAACGGAACGAAACGUCAAACGUCUAAAAAAAGAAAAAGCUGAAAAAAGUGCUUGCAUGACAGAAGCCGACAAAAACACUGGUACGGUGGGUGCUGUGGCCCUUGACAAACAUGGAAACCUGGCUUACGCAACAUCCACCGGAGGAAUCAUUAAUAAAAUGGUUGGUCGCGUAGGGGACUCGCCAUGUGUAGGUUCUGGGGGCUAUGCCGACAAUGACAUCGGGGCGGUUUCUACCACUGGGCACGGGGAGAGCAUAAUAAAGGUGAAUCUCGCCCGACUGGCUAUCUUCCAUCUGCAGCAAGGAAAGAAGCCGCAAGAGGCUGCUGAUGCCGCCUUGUGUUACAUGAAGACCAGGGUCAAAGGUUUAGGCGGCAUCAUUGUGGUUGACAAAUCAGGAGAAUGGGCCGCAAGGUGGACCUCGGUCUCCAUGCCCUGGGCCUCGGCCAAGGACGACAAGCUUCAGUUUGGAAUUGUCCCCGGGAUGGUGCACAUCACUGACAUCGGCAAAAACAAAUCCCCUAACCCAUGUAUCUGAGUGCCAGGUCUGGGAUAGGAAGAGGAUGAAUAAAGUGGGCUGGUCUCCAGCCUAGGCAACGGUAACAUUCAGGAGAGCUUUACCUUACUCUCGUAGGUGUACAUUUGGAGGAAUCAUGCACCCUGUCACACUUGAUUUGUGUCCUUGAUCAAAACAGAUUCUAAAAUUUUCUAUUUUUGGCCCACUAUGAAAUAAAAGUCAAAGCGAGAUUUGCCUCAAGAUGGCAGAGGAGCUAGCAUUAGCCAUUCUCUCGACUGAUUCUUUUGGUCUUGAAUCUGAAAGAAAGCAUGAAAGCUUCCAUCUUAGAAGGGACUUUGGGCUUUUACAAAAGCUGUGGCCCUGAGGGCACUUCUGAGAAAGACAGGGGGGCUUUUUGCCAAAUGGUGGAAUAGAGACACCGACUAGUUACAUCCAAGUGAUACUGUGUUUAGCCACUCAGGCAGUUGCAGAAACAAAGGAAAGCAAGAGGCAGGUUGGUAGCGCAGUGGAUAAAGUGCCAGCCCCGUGGAGGCAGGAGGGAGGAUCAGAGUUCAAAUCUAGCAUCAGAAUCUGACACAUACUGGCUAUGUGGCCUCAAUUGCCUCACACGCAAAAAGCAAAACAAAUCAGGCUUUUGUCCCUUGCCAGGACCCAGAACCUUGGUUUCUGCACAGUUAAAGCAAGAAAGAGCAGGAUGUAGGGUUUGAGCCACCUUGUUCCUUAUGCACAGAGAGGAUCGGGAGAUACUGAGGACUUUCCCACAAUCAGGUGAAUUGCAAAAAGUUGGAACUUUAUAUUACAAAAUGACAGAUAAAGGCAAAAUGAAUUUA
Sarcophilus harrisii (Tasmanian devil) is the source of this 2162-nucleotide messenger RNA. It is a transcript of the gene ASRGL1, whose product is annotated as asparaginase and isoaspartyl peptidase 1. The record is from RefSeq and is a predicted model, not a curated record. The transcript has 8 exons. Gene Ontology annotation, molecular function: asparaginase activity. Lineage: Eukaryota; Metazoa; Chordata; Mammalia; Dasyuromorphia; Dasyuridae. The coding region runs from base 310 to 1353 and encodes 347 amino acids.